This is a messenger RNA of Zonotrichia albicollis (white-throated sparrow), 1795 nucleotides long. The record is from RefSeq and is a predicted model, not a curated record. NCBI's taxonomy places the organism in Eukaryota, Metazoa, Chordata, Aves, Passeriformes, Passerellidae.
AAAGGGAAAUAUGACAUCCAAUGUUUCUUUCAGUCACUGAAGAUCUCGUUAGAAGACGUGCAGAGCAUAACAACUGUGAAAUUUUUUCACUGGAAGAAAUCUCUUUGCAUCAGCAGGAAAUAGAAAAGCUAGAGCAUCUUGACAAAUGGUGUCGAGAUUUAAAAAUUCUCUAUCUUCAGAAUAACCUAAUUCCCAAAAUUGAAAAUGUGAGCAAACUAAAGAAGCUGGAAUAUUUAAAUGUAGCUUUGAACAACAUUGAAAGAAUUGAAAAUCUGGAAGGCUGUGAAGAAUUGAAGAAACUUGACCUGACAGCAAAUUUCAUUGGUGAACUCUCCAGCAUUGAAUCACUAAAAUGCAAUAUUCAUCUGAAGGAGUUGUUUUUAAUGGGUAACCCAUGUACUGAAUUUGAAGGUUAUAGACAAUUUGUAGUGGCAACUCUUCAGCAAUUAAAAUAUUUGGAUAGUAAAGAAAUAGAACGUUCAGAGAGGAUUAAAGCCCUUCAAGACUAUCCAGAAGUGCAAUGGAAAAUCAGAGAACAGGAAGCAGCUUACCUUCUCAAAAGGGCCAGAGAAAAGGAAGAGGCUCAAAGAAGGAUGCAAGAAAAAAAGGAUGAGAAACAGAAACAAAUGGACUCUAAGCCUGGAUGUGACAGCCCAGACUCCCCACAGGAAAAACCCAAUCAGGCAGAAGCAGAUGGAGAGCAAGAAAGAUGCGGAACUGUUGAAAAUGAUGAUGAUGAUGAAGACAGAAAAUUUUGGGAGGAGCCUACACCAUACACUCCAGAAUCUAGAUUAGAAACUCACAGAUACAUGGAAGAAAAAAGGAGAGCUAAAGACAACGCAAGGGAAUCAAAAAAGAGAGAGAAGACUGCUUGGACAUUGGUCACUGCAGAAGGAAAAGUUCUGAAUGUGAAUGUGCCUAAGCUUCAUUUCUCUCUGAAAGAUGAUGAAGAAAACAACCAGAUCAUCUUGGAUCUUGCUGUUUACAGACAUUUGGACACUUCUUUACUUGAUGUUGAUGUGCAGCCAACUUACGUACGAGUACUGGUGAAGGGAAAGCCUUUUCAGCUUGUGCUCCCUGAGGAAGUGAAGCCAGACAGCAGCUGUGCUAAAAGAUCACAAACAACUGGCCAUUUAGUUGUCACCAUGCCAAAGGCUAAAGAAAUAAUACUGGCUAAGCAAAACGUUUCAGCUUCAAUUAAACAUUCUGACUGCAAUACACAGCAAAAAGCCACAAGAAGGAGUGGACAAGUUGAGAAGUUGGAAGUGGAUCCUAGCAAAUAUUCAUUCCCUGAUGUGACAAAGAUAGUCCAAGAAAAGGAACGAACUGGACAGGGACCUAUAAAGCUCCAACCACAGAAGGUUACUGAGGCUAAGAAGAGCUCCUAUGAUUUUGAAAAUAAUGAAGAUGUUCCUCCCUUAAUUUGAAACAUUGUAAAAUAUCCCCUCUAUAAGUAAUGAGAAUGUUUGUGUUGAAUUCAUGACCCCAUGUAUAAAUAAAAUAGAGCUGAAGUUGGGAAUAACAUUACAUUUCCUAUCAGUAACUUUUUUAUGCUGGUGUUUUCUGCUAGUUAGUUUUCUGUUAGUAUAUUGCUAUAUAAAUUGUUUUUUCUAGAUUGUUUACUUAGUAGCUCUGAAAUUAGAAUUGGGCCUUAUAUCAGAGAUUGUAAUUUCUUCAAACAAUUUACUGUCUGUGUUGAGAGAUGACCCAAUACUGUAGAAAAAGAGAAAAGGAAUGAAUAAAGCACUUGUAACAAGAGUUAGGAUUUUUCUCAUUAAACUAAGGAUAAGAAAAA